GCGCGACCGAGCUCCGGGGGCGGUGCUGUUUCAUCCGGGUACCCGGUGGCGGGUGGUUGUUUUGUUUUCUUGGCUGAAAACUGGGAGAAAGUGAGGCGGCCCCGCGCUGCGCGACACCGGGCUCGGGACCGACUGCACGGGCGGGGCUGGACUGACCUGGAAAAAAAAUGUCUGGAUUUCUAGAAGGCUUGAGAUGCUCAGAAUGCAUUGACUGGGGGGAAAAGCGCAAUACUAUUGCUUCCAUUGCUGCUGGUGUUCUAUUUUUUACAGGCUGGUGGAUUAUCAUAGAUGCAGCUGUCAUUUAUCCCACUAUGGAAGACUUCAACCACUCAUACCAUGCCUGUGGUGUUAUAGCAACCAUAGCCUUCCUGAUGAUUAAUGCAGUAUCAAAUGGACAAGUCCGAGGUGAUAGUUACAGUGAAGGUUGCCUGGGUCAAACAGGCGCUCGCAUUUGGCUGUUCAUUGGUUUCAUGCUGGCCUUUGGAUCUCUGAUUGCAUCUAUGUGGAUUCUCUUUGGAGGUUAUGUUGCUAAAGAAAAAGCCAUCGUAUACCCUGGAAUUGCUGUAUUUUUCCAAAAUGCCUUCAUCUUUUUUGGAGGACUGGUUUUUAAGUUUGGCCGCACUGAAGACUUAUGGCAGUGAAAACAUCCGGUUUGCUUCCGCACAGCAGUCCUGCAUGGGUUUUUUACUACUCACUCCCCAGUUUUUUGUAAUGCCAUUUUCUAAACUCUUUCGAGUGUAGUCUCAGCUUCAAUUUGUGUAAUACUAAAAUCAUGAGAACUUCCUAUGUAAACAACAACAAAAAUCUAUUGUGGUGUGCAAUUGGAUUAACUUAUAAAAUGUUGAAAAUAGGCCACAUGAGUAAUUUUUAUUAAGUUUUAUCAUGGUGUAAUUUGUAAAAAUAAAUUACAAAAGGAAUUAUGGAUACAUCUUAUAUGAGCAUUUGUCAUAUCCAAGGUCUAAAACUACAGAUUAAAGUGCUCUGAAGAUUUAUUGUGUCUGUUUAAAUGUGGCCUAUUCUGUGUCAAAUGUUAAAUGAAGUAUAAACAUUUCUUGUUUUUAAAUCUAUGCAGUGGUCAGAAUUCUUUCUCACUAUACUUUGUGUUUGGUUUAUACAGUUUUGCCAAAAAUUCUGGAAACAUUUCAGCGUAAGUAGCCGUUGAGGGUCUCCCAAGGGGUGAGUGACCAUGUUGGUGC
Odobenus rosmarus divergens (Pacific walrus) is the source of this 1196-nucleotide messenger RNA. RefSeq names its product transmembrane protein 50A (gene TMEM50A). The record is from RefSeq and is a predicted model, not a curated record. Gene Ontology annotation, biological process: protein targeting to vacuole; late endosome to vacuole transport via multivesicular body sorting pathway. The coding region runs from base 168 to 641 and encodes 157 amino acids. Lineage: Eukaryota; Metazoa; Chordata; Mammalia; Carnivora; Odobenidae. The transcript is spliced from 7 exons.